UUUUAUUCAAGAUUUACUUUUGCCCAUAUCCUCAGCGGUGUGUAUGUCUCUAGAUAAACCAAAGUUAACUACCAAACAACACACCUCUUAUUUGAUUCCUAACAUAUGGCGUUGCUUGUGGAACCUCCCAGUGCCCAUGAAAUGUGCCAAAGCUGAGAUGGCUUACAAACUGGCCGCGUUCGCUGACCCGCAGAAGUUAUUUAAGCUUACUUUCAGCGGCUCUAUGAUCCAGUUGUGCACUGCCUCCUGAAACGACUCGUUUGUAAAUCUUGCUUCUUUACCGUCAAAGGGGCAUUCAAUACAGCGGCGGACGGCUUCGCUGUAGUCGUAUCCAGCUUCAUCUUCUACAGCUUCCAACAAGCGUUUAAUGGUAAACGUAUCGACGAGAUCUGGCAUCCCAAGGCUCUCCUCGACGUCCUUGUCUGUUCUCAAAUCUUUCAAAGACUUUCCAAAGGCGAGUUCGAUAAGCACGAUGCCGAGAGUGAAGAGGGCUUUAUUGCGGAUCAAAGGUGGAUACUGUGUACGGUUCUGCUGAUUCGUGGGUAUUUGGCUGGUUUGUGAGAAGGCUGUUGAUAAAUAGGCCUGUUCUGGCAUUGAGGAGAAAGGCUUGACGAAGAAAUGGAUGUCGUUGGUGCCCCAGGGUUGUUUGAGCCAGGGCGUGUCAUCAAAUUGAAGAACGCUUGUCGAAACGGCAACGGCUAAUUUAAAUCGUUCCUUGCGCGUUAAAGGUUUGAUUCGCCGAAGUGGUGACGACACUUGGCUGCCUGGCUUUUCCCCCUGCGAACUGGGCGUGUUCGAGAGAUAUACCUGAAUCGCAUCAUGAAGCGAGAUCACUUCCCAGUCAGUAUCGGGUGGUUCUAAGUGGAGUUCAUGCGGCAGCCCGCAAUGUCCCUGGAGAUACCCAAUGCAGGACCCCUGGGUGGGGCUGGGAGACUUUUCCAAAGUCAAGCUGGAGAGCGUGGCGCAAAGAUUUGAUAUCAUUGUAAGCCCCGAUGGAGCGUUGGUGGGGGUUAAGGGUGGUGGAGGCGGCUUGCUGGUAGGGGCCGGCAGAGCUAAAGUCGUUGCUGUCGAGAGUAAUGAUGACGAUGAGGACGGGGUCGAUGGUGACAGCGAUUCUUUCUCUUUCGCGGGUAAUGCAAAUGUUACUUUUUUCUUUGGCUUCAGCCAAGGCCUAAAAGGUCGGAGAGCAUCAGAAAUAAAAUUAUCCUAUAGAGCCUGAAGGUGAUUGUCACCUACAAUUUCUUACUAAGUUUCGCGGAAGAUAUAUAUGAUGUUGAGACAGGCCGCUCGGAUGGCUUUGAUUCCGGCAUUUUGACCUGCUGUAUAUAUGCCUGUUGCCACUGCCACCUUGCUGUGACAGUAUUUUGGUCUGCCAUUGCCUGGAAUACUAUUUGCAGUCUUAUAUCAGCCGGAAAUGCCAUUUCGUUGACCGUUAGCGUUGACAAAUGUAAAUUUGCAAUAUGGCCAGGAUUGCAGCAACACCCCCAGGCUUGGUUGAGGGCAUGAUAUAUAUUGAUACAAUGUUGCCGUAUUCGCCCGUAACCCGAAGAUGUGGAUCGUCUCCUGUUAACUUCUAAUCGUUGUCGUUGCUCAAACAAAGCCGCCAGCAUGUUAUUGUUCUUGCUAAUGCGGUCCAGCAGCUCUUCACGUCCGUGCCUUGAAAGCGUGAAGGCGAGUCGGCGAGCGCGUCUAGAUUUUGUCCUGGGAGUCUCCUUUCGGGCUAUUAGUGAAUCUGUUUUCGAUGUGUGUGUGUGUGUGUGUGUGUGAUUGCGAGAUCUCAUGCUGAACAACGGCAAAAACGAUAUCUGAGUUGAAUGGACGCUGAGAACUGCCAACCUCUUUUAAAAUUCGCUAGCACCGACGCUCGCGGCGGCCAAAGACAAAAAGCAACGAAUUUCCCACCUGAAAUUGAUUGAGAAUCCUCUUCAUCUCCUCUAGCGCAUCUUUCAUAUCCGAUAUAGUCGCAAUAUAGGGCUCGUACGAGCGGCCAAGCAAGUCCCGUAGUGAUUCCUGAUAUUUCAGCCAUUCUACACCCGUAGGGUCGACACCGGCAAGCAGUGCUUCUAUCUCGGACGUUGAGGCAUGUGUGCAGGCACGAAACAGACUGUCGCAUGUGUUGAGGAACCGAGUCUGCUCGGUCUCCAGGAGCUGUUUUAAGUGCAUCAACUGACUCCGAUGUCUGGUCCAGCCUUGAAUUGUGUGUACGCCGUGCAUGUACCCGUCAGCAAGGUGGAUGAUGAGUGGAAAAGCCCCGAGAACAACGCCGGCAAUCUCGAAACCGCUCAUUUUUUUGAGGCUCUGCGCGCUAUCUAGUUGCCUCGCUGCGAGUUAAUAGUAGGACGCGCCUGGAAAAGACCUUUUUUUUUUUUUUAACAAAAUGUGGCGGAGUCCCUUUGGGAUCAACCUUGCGAGGAGGAAUUGAGGAAGAGGAUAUGUUCAAGAGAUUCAGACGACGACUGAGAAGGUUGCAUUAAGCGCCCAGCCUGUUCGCCCAAAUCAACGCCGUCUUUCCGCAUACCAGCCACGAUUGGGUCUCUAUGCGUCUGAAUUAGCUAGCCUGCAGUCGGCUGUGUUGGGUAUCGGGCUACAGCUGUUGUUUAAAUUCAACAGCGAGACGCACUGGUCGCCGAUUUAUUAGGUAGCCGGCUAUCCACAAGCUCACUGGCACUGUUUCAAAGUAUUGUGGCAUGAGGACGGUGAUGUUGAAAGCGAUAAUAGUAUGCCCUCGCCUCUGUCCAACAGACUCGUUGCCUGUCUGUAUCUGUUUGGGGAGGCCUGCUCCAGAUGCGACAAAAUCAUCGCGGCGUGGCAUAGUCCGCUCACACUCCACUAUGGCGGCGACGAUGAAUCAAUAGACAUCCCGACUUCCUUGGAGCAAUAUGUCCCUUCACUGGAGAGGUUUCUGCCACAACUGCAGGAUGAAUAUGGCCGUCUGCGAGUUUGGACCGGUAAUAUAGGCGCACAUCAGAGCGGACGGUCGUCGCUGGAAUAUCGCCUCCGGGAUGCAUCCCAUAUUAGAGCGCAGGUUGCCUCUCUCCUGGACGCCUUAAAAUGGUCCUUGAGCGAAGUGCUCGCCAUUGUAUCUGGAGAAAGACUGCCUGAAGACGAAGACAUUGAAGAAUGCUCAGACAGUGACGAUUCAGACGAUGGAUCUAUUCCGCACGAGGAGGAACUCCCUCAGCCAGCAGAAUUAUUCCAGCUGCUAGAGGACAUUACAGUUGUUAUCAAGUGCCUCUACAAAUUGUCUAUGGUCAUUCGCCAGCCAGCCCAACAUGACCGGUUAAAGACCAACGUUGAUCUCUCCCACUUCACGCUGUUUGACAUUCGGCACGUUGAGCAGAAAUUUCCUCAUGCAGAACGCUGGCUCACCCAGCGACUGGGUAAAGCCAUCACGAAACGACGGGAAUAUUUGAAAGGCCGUGAACGACACCAUGAAAAGUUUGCUCUGGGGGAUGAGCCGACCGCCACAGCGUUGGUUGAAGACAACUCCAACACAGAAGCUGCACGAAGGACCUUACUGUCAGAAACUACGGCUACAACCUUCAUCUAUGGCGCGGCGGCAGUGGGAGACGCAGACAUCGGUCCCGCCCUGUCGGAAACUUCCUACGCAUCAACAGUCGGUGAUGAUACUAAACUGCACCUCCCCCCGCUCCCUGAAGAAGCCGAGAGCAAUCCUGAAGGCUUUGAAUGUCCCUAUUGCUAUUAUCUGAUAUCCGUUCGUGGGCCUUUAUCCUGGGCACGACACGUUUUUGAUGACCUGCAGCCGUACGUCUGCACAUUCCGCGAUUGCUCAACGCCUAACCAGGUGUACAGCAGGCGACGCACCUGGUUCAACCACGAGAAAACUGCCCAUCGAGCUGCACGAUUGCCACAGGGAGAUUCCCGCGCAGCUCUCCUGCAAAGUUCCGGACCCGUGGACACCUUAUCUGCUGUUGACUGUCCUUUAUGUAGAGAGCAAGUCCUCAGUCUUCAUCAUCUCGAACGUCACCUCGCACGUCAUCUUGAACAACUUGCUCUCUUCGCCAUGCCUAAAUAUAUUCGUGAGGAUAACAAUCAGCGAGGUUCGCAAGAGGGGAAUGACGAUAAUCCGUCCUCUGAAGAUCUCGAACGCGGGUCAAGAGAUGGGAUGGGAGAAUAUCAUAGCGUCUUGCCGAAGCGAGAGACGGCAGACGUGGAUAGAUAUUCACCCCUUUCGAACUUGAUAGAGGAAUAUACCGAUACCACAUCACAGUCUCGCGGGGCACCUAUUGAUUUUGCUGAAAAAACCCCAGAGCCGGAUACUCAGCCGUCCAUGCCUACUCCGACAGAAACACAUGCAGACGUCCAAAGAGAAUGGAAUCUCCUUUCAAAUAAGCUAUCUAACGUCACCCUACACGAGAAUGAGGAACACCCUAACGCACAUGAUUUGGACAAAAGGAUUGAGAGUAUCCGGCAAAGGGUCGAUAGCCUACUGAACAGACAAGCAGAGCGACAGGAACGAUACCCCCCACGACCCAGGCGGCGUCGGACCCCCAAACCUCUCCUGCCACCAGAACCGCCUUCGACAUGAGAUAACUUGGCAUGAAUUUGUUUCGGGAAUCUAGUGGAGGACGAUAUCUCACUUCGGGUUAAUGGAUAGAUUGAAUUGGAUACGGUCUUUUUGCCUGCGCCGGAGAAGUUUUUCAGGUCGAAUCAUGCAUUGGCCUGGAGACAUUGGAAUGCGUUGGAGUUGUUUUUCUUUCUUUCUCUCUA
Blastomyces gilchristii SLH14081 is the source of this 4731-nucleotide messenger RNA. RefSeq lists its product as uncharacterized. The transcript is spliced from 3 exons. The record is from RefSeq and is a predicted model, not a curated record. The coding region runs from base 2720 to 4549 and encodes 609 amino acids. NCBI's taxonomy places the organism in Eukaryota, Fungi, Ascomycota, Eurotiomycetes, Onygenales, Ajellomycetaceae.